UAUCCAAGUUCCUCAACAAGGACGACCUUUUCUCCACGUUACUCAUCUACUGGUUUCACCUAUCCAAGUUCCUCAACAAGGACGACCUCUUAUUCACGUUACUCGACAACUGGCUAUACCUAUCCAAGUUUCUCAACAAGGAGGACCUUUCAUUCACGUUACUCAACAACCGGUUUCACCUAUCCAAGUUCCUCCACAAGAACGACCUCUUAUUCACGUUACUCAACAACUGGUUUCACCUAUCCAAGUUCCUCCACAAGGACGACCUCUUAUUCACGUUACUCACCAACUUUAACUUUCCCAACAACUAGUGGCACUUACUCUACAAGUGUGACUGACAUUCAGUCAAGUUUCCCAUUUGUAGACAGCACGGAUGCAAGUUCCCGUUAUUCGAAGACCUACUCAAGUGCACUCUAUAGCUCUGCGACCUACGAAACAACGACUACUUCAGAACCGACUACCACAGCAUUUGUGGAUGGCUGUGCUGCGUACUCACCUUGUCUGAAUGGUGCCACUUGUACGACUGGUGCAAGCAGCGGAGCUUUCAACUGCACCUGUGCGACUGGCUACUCUGGAGACACAUGUACCGAGGAAAAGACUAUCAUGCCCUAUGCUGACGCCGACUACAGUGUUACCGGUGAUGACUCUUUGAGCUAUGGAGUUUACCUUCCUGGAGGUAUGCCUUUCGGAUCAGAGAACGUUCAAAGACUAUUUGUCAGCACCAACGGUUACGUGGUCUUCGAUCACCGAUACUACAGCAUCUCUCCAUCAACGUCUUCAUUCCCCGCACCGUACGGCAAACCGCUCAUCGCCCCCUACUGGACAGAUCUUGACGCACGCUAUACCAACGUCAAAUUUGACGUCUACCACGACCGAACGUCGAAGAGAAACCAAAAUUACAUCAUGGCGGCUCUUGGGAACUACGUCAAGAAUUUUAAUUCAUCUUACAGUAGCUUUAGCCCCAACUUGGCUGUUGUCGUCACGUGGCCUGAAGUUCCCCCGUAUCCAGCAUUCACCUAUCGUGGAAUUGAGAGCGCCACUAUCCAGCUCUCGUUGGUGACCGACGGCACUGAUUCCUUCGCCAUCUUCAACUACUACAACAUGACCUUGACCCCUACCACGUUCUGGCGUCGAGUCGGGAUUGGCUACACCAGCUCGUCGCGAUAUGGCGCGUCUUUCUACGAGAAGAACGCCCUGUCUUUUACUACUGACUCGUACAUCAUUGAUACCAUAGCUGGAAAUACCGGCGUGGCAGGAAAAUGGAUCUACAAAAUCAACUCUGCCUCCAGCGGAUCUUUCACGCCAGCUCGAAUGUGCUUCAGUUGGCACAGCCAACAGACCGCCUUGAUCGCCCGGAACACUUGCCCGAAUACACAUUGGCAGGCAAUGGUCGACUUUCGUUACCGUUACAUGCAUUACAUGUACUAUAAUGGGUACAAUAUGGACCCAAGGGUAUAUUGCUUCAUCCAGAGGUUCAUGCGAUAUGACUGGGCUAGCGGUCAAUGGAUCCGUGAGAUGUGCUGUUACGACAUGAUUUACGGAUCACUGGAAACCAAGAGUCCCAACGCUGGAUCAGCCAUUUCUAGCCUUACCAACGAUUUGACAGGGAAGUCCCUCUGCUGUUUUCAAUCAAACUUUUGCCACCUGUACUAUGAGAUGAGGCCCAUCUCCUACAGCACGUCGUACCGGAGAAUGUUCUUCACCUGGAUGUGGGGAGACCCUCAUAUUAAGACACUCGACGGGGCCUCCUACACCUAUAACGGUCACGGCGAAUACCUGAUGAUGCAGACUACAGACACCACCACCAUGAUCGUCCAGGCCCGUAUGGAGGUUGCCGAAAGUGGUGUAAAUGCCACCAUAUUCACCAGUUUCGUAGUCCAGAGUAACCAGUCGGACAUCGUCCAGGUCAACCUUAACCAAGCCAGAGAUGCCAUGUUGAUCUACGUAAACGGAGGUGCCAACAACUACACCAUUGCUGACUUAGCAAACGAAACAGAGCAUUUGGGUGUCAGUCUGUCCAAUGCAGCCAACGGAUCUCUGCAAAUUACAUUUGAGACUGGAUUUGGUAUAAAGUUGAAGAUAGGUUACAAAGCUCUGGAGGCGGCGGUCCAGGCUCCUAAUGGUUACGAAGGUUUGAUCGAAGGUCUGUUGGGGAACUAUGAUAGUGACAGUACCAAUGACUACGUGUUCCGGAACGGAACCAUGAUCAGCAGUAACAGUUCUGAGAGAGAACUUUACGCAUUCGGAAAAACAUGGCAACUGACCAAUGAGUUGGAUUCCAAAUUUACAUAUUUCGGCAACGAGUCGUUUGUUGGCUUCCACAACAAACCCGCAUUUACCCCAGUAUUCGCCGACGAGUACAAGGAUAAUCUGUUGUCCUUGUUCAAUAACGAUACAUCACUGUUAGCCGCAGCAAACUCGACCUGUUAUGGGAUAUCUAGCUACAUGUCGUGCAUGUAUGAUGCCGCAAGUCUGGGAACAAUAAACGCUGCUAAAAGUGCUGUCUCACAUACUGAAGAUGCCGACAACCAAGAAAACACUAUGAGCAACAAUCCACCGACCUUCUCCACGAUGAACUCAACCUUGACUCUGUACCUGAAUUCAACCAGCAACCUCACUCUAAACGCAACAGACCCAGAAGGAGGUAAAGUGACCUUCAAACUCUCAGGCAACUCGACGGAUGUCGCAACAAUUGACGAUGUCUCCGAUACUCUUUCCAUCACUCCGGGAGGCAACCCGUUCUUCAUCACCGUGCUGGCAGCUGAUUCGGCAGGAUCGUCGUCGGCAUGGCAACCAAAUGUUUACGUCUGUGAUUGCCUGAAUGGUGGAGCCUGUGAUUUUUCGUAUGUGGACGAACCAUAUUCGGAAAGUAACUCAGCUAAUUAUUACGGAGCCGAAUGCACGUGUAUAAACGGGUAUGUCGGGGACAAGUGUGAGACAAGCCCGUGCGAUGCCGAGCCCCUCCCGUGCUAUGAAGGUGUUGUCUGUAGUCUAGUGGACGGAGCGGUGACAUGUGGUGCAUGCCCGACCGGCUUGAAAGGCGAUGGAAACAAAUGUUAUGAUGUUAACGAGUGUAUUGAAACCCCAAACAUCUGCGAGGAUGUCUGCACCAACGUUAUGUUCAGUUACUCGUGUUCCUGUACCAAGGCUGGCUUCGAGGUGUCAACAGCCAACAGCAGCCUGUGCGUGGACGUGGACGAAUGCGCCUAUGGCUUAGAUGACUGCAACGCAACCCUCGGGGAGAUCUGCGUUAACACGGCUGGCAACUAUAGCUGUGAAUGUAAAAGGGGAUAUGGAAAGGACGCUGACAAUUAUUGUAUCGACAUCGACGAAUGCACCGUCGGCAGCCAUGACUGCGAUGCCAACGCCAACUGCACAAAUAACGCCGGGAGCUGGUCUUGCUCAUGUAACAGCGGGUACUACGGAAACGGUACCUCUUGCUCUGACACGGAUGAAUGCGCGAACUCUGCCCUUAAUGACUGUCAAAUGUUCUGCAACAACACAUUAGGUAGCUUCAACUGCAGCUGUACGAGUGGAUACGAGUUGAACAACGACGGCAAAUCAUGUAUUGUUGCUGCUGGUAGUGAAUGCAGUGGUGGCAAUACCUGUAACCAACUCUGCGCAAUCCAAAAUGGCGUCGACACUUGCAGUUGUUACAGCGGUUAUGAACUGGACUCGAUGGACAAUACCACUUGCAUUGACAUCAACGAAUGCAACCUCGUCGUAAACCCUUGUACACACAUCUGUACAAAUAAGAUUGACGGCUACAAAUGCUCGUGCAAUUCCUCCGGUUAUUCUUUAGCGAACGACGGCUACACAUGCGAGAACAUCGAUGAGUGCACCCUGGGUACAUCUAACUGUGCCGCCAACACGAGCACAUGUACCGAUAAUGAUGGCAGCUAUUCGUGUGCCUGUAACAGCGGUUACAGUGGUGACGGAACAUCAUGCACAGAUAUUGACGAGUGUAGAACCAGCGAUUGUUUGGCGAACGCAAACUGCUUCAACUACCCAGGAAGUUAUAAGUGCCAGUGCAAACUCGGCUAUUAUGGCAACCCCUACACUGCCUGCAAUCUUGCUACACAUGCCUAUACCGGCAAGUUCAGUUUGACCGCGACAUUCGACAGCGCUCUCAGCGACACUACCACAACCGCCUAUCACACACUUGCACAAACCAUUGAGGACAGGCUUUUUAGUCAUUUUCUGACUUACUUCGCAGUAACAUUUAAGAACGUAACAAUGGUAGGAUUUAGCGCUGGAAGUACUGUCGCCAGUUUUUCGCUCACCUUUGGCGCUGGCACUAGCAUCUCCAGCCCGACCUUAAGCAGUGUAAGAACUACUCUCGGCACACUCACCUCCAACUCCGGUGGCAGAUGCUUCAUACCAGGAAUCGGAGCAUCCGUGUGUUCAAGCGUCUCUUCAGCUGAUUUCGACGAAUGUAGCAACAAGGCUCACAACUGUACGGCUUCCAACACAAAGUGCUCCAAUACUGUUGGAUCUUAUGACUGCGUGUGCGUCUCGGGCUAUACAUCGACGGGAACAGACGCGAAUGGAAAUCCCAUCUGUGGCGAUGUCAACGAGUGUUUGUCGACCUGUACUCUUGCCCACAGUGAAUGUACCAACUCCAUCGGGAGCUACACUUGUUCAUGUGCCUCCGGGUACGUCAGCAAGGACCCCGAGAACGUGGCAUGUUUAUAUGAUGCCUGCGAUUCGACCCCAUGCCAGAAUGGCGGCGCCUGUCAGUCCGAUUCUUCACAGUCAAGCGGUUACACUUGCAUUUGUCCGAGUGGCUACUCCGGCGAUAACUGCGAAACUUACGAAAAAGUCGCUUCCAACACCAUAGUUGCCAUUGUGGUGGGUAGCGUCCUUGGUAUCAUUGCCUUCAUCCUGAUUACGAUUCUGGUCAUCCUCCGAGCCACCGGAAAACUGUCUUGUCUCAGACCAAAGAAGACGAUUGAGCCCAUCGGCUUGGUGAAUGAGGACCCAGUUGUUUCCAUGAGCAAGCAGAACCGCGGUUUUACGAUCGAUUCGUACACGAGUGAGUCGGACACUCCGGUCACACAGAGGGACGUCUCUCGACAUGGUUACCCCAGCGAGAAGGCGAUGUAUGUUGAGGAUAUGAUCCGGCAACACCCUGUACCCAUGGUACCUUCGACUGCUGCCGCAACAGUCGCAGAUGGCCAUCAUCCCAUGCAGGUUGAUGAGCGUCCCAAUACUGGACGGGCGGCCAGUGCAGGCAAGCAGGGAUCCAUUGCCGCAGGGAUGGUGGUAGCUACUGGCAAUGUUGGACGUGGCAGUGCCUCAACACAAGGAAGGCCAAGCUCGAGCAACAGACGGACCUCUAAUGCCUCUGGAAAGGUUGAACAACACAGCCCCGAUGUUGCCUCCACGCCAGUCGGAACUAAAACCGAGUCGGCACUCGGUCAGGGCGGAAGUGGGUCACUGCUACCCACGGAAAACGAACCAAACUUCUUUGACGUUAGGGGGAAUGCUGAAGUAAGGAUACCGUCUGCUAACGCCAACGCUGCUCAGUCGACCAGACCAGGAUCGGGGACGUACAUGUAAUUAGUGAGUGUGACAUCGCCAAAUGCCUCCACGAAAAAUGAAACUGACGACCUUAAGGGAUUUGCUGUUCUUGCAUGAUUUAUUUUGGAGGGAAUUAAAUCUUUUUGAAUAAUAUUAUCAAUGUAUCUGUAUUUUUUAACUACUGUUCGAAGUCCACAAUGCGAACUACAUUUGAAGCCAGAUGAUCAAUUCGAUGUUUUGCUAGUACAGGAAGCAUUGGAUAAGGAGAGCGGAUGUGUCCCUUCCUAUCCAACACUGAGCAAAACAACAACGAAUUGUCAGGAGGGCUUUAGUUUUGGAUGCUGUUCUGACAUGCAAAACAACUUACUCUUUUUACUUUUAUGAGGUCAUUUGUUGAAGAGUGUCCGACUUUUAACCAAUGCGUCGUGGUUCGAGGCUUAGCCAGUGACACUCGGUAAUUUUAACUGGCCAGAAACGGACCUGUGUUGCACUGUAUGGUCGCUACUUGGUAUAUACCGAAAUGUUUCUCGACUAGUGUUCAGGAGUCAUUGUUCACAUGUAACUCAACAUACCUUACAUAAGUGUAAAUAGAGUAUUUGCAAACCCUUUGGAUACAGGGAUAUUGGUAACAUAUAUAUAUAGUUCAGUCUGGUGUGCGCUAGUAACUUUUUUGAUAUUCUUAAAACCGCUAAAUCUUUGUGGGAUUUUAUGUUCGUGGCUUUCGCUGUUAACCUCGAUUGGUUGAAAAAAAAUUGAUUGGAAAAACUAAAAGGACUUUCAAAGUCUGCCAGAAUAAAAAUCAUAGAAGUUUUAUUCUGUUUGAGAUAUUUGCGAAGAUUUGACGGUUUGUGUAGUAGUAACAUGCCAUAAACCUAUAAAUAUUUUGAAACAUUCUUAAUAUGUUGAGGUUUUUUACAAGCUUUCUGUGAUAGCAAGUACAUGUACAUGUAAUGUUGAGUGAACCAAAAAGAAAAUAUUAAUAGAUGGACAUUAUUCAUGUUUCUCAGGACAAAAACAUGUAAAAUGAGGUUAAAAUCCCUGAGAUGUGAAGGGGUUUUAUAUUCAGGUUGAAGGAUAUGUAAAUGUUAGCAUCUAAAAAUUGAACACAAGCCAGUUGUAUCCAUUCAAUAUGGAUAUGAAAUCAACAUACAUUCCUCGUUUCAUUACCCUGGCGUUAUAUUCAUAAUGCAAUAUGAUAGUCACACCAUUCUAGAAUAUGUACAUGUAUUUGUACUUAUCGCUAGUCAGUUCGUUACAAGUCUUUGUGGGGAAAAUAUAUUAAAAGUGCCAAAAAUUAUGUACAUACCUGUAGUAUAUAAUACACAUAUCCUUAGAUCUCUGUAGCUAUUUCAUGAUUUCUUGAACCGGUUUCCCAUGGAAGGAGUGAAUGGGUACUGUCAUAAUGGGUGUCACCUGUAGCUGUAGUACAAUGCAUUGCACUGCAUGCACUGCUAGUUUUGCCUGUUCGGCAUAAUCAAUAUCCUCAUGUGACUAAAUUUUCUAGCUAAAAAAAGAAGCCGUUCAUUUCAUACGUUUCAUACGUACACACAAUUUUUCUGAUUGAAAGUAUACCCCUUGUUACACAUACAUAUAGCUCUAUCGCCGAAACUACCACCUGCGUACGUAUGCAAGAAUAUCGACUGUCGAUACUGGCGAAUGUAGCCGGGCCUUUGGCCCAGUUGAUGUCGUCUCCUGCAUCAUACUCAAAAUGAAUACUUGUUUUUGUGCGAAUGUGAUUCAAUAUCGUUUGUUUUUUCGUACUUGUUAAUAUUACGAAUUUCCGCGAGUAAAGAUAUUCAAAGCAAUGUGAACAUACCAUGUGUUCUUACGGAUGUGUGUAUUUUUUAUGCUGUUGCUGAAUAUAAUAGGCACUAUGUGAUUGUUAAAUGUUUUGAGUUUUUCAAAAAAGAGUUGAUAAAUCAUUCGCUCUAACUGCUGUGAAAAUAUAUGCAUGUUUGUAAAUAAUAAAGUCUAGAUACACUUUCAAGUAGCAACCAGAAUUUUGCCUAUUUGACCUGUUGGAUGGCGACCCUGGUCUCCUGCAUGUUCUAACUUGUCGGCUUUUUAUAUACUUUUGAUUUUGGAAUAAACUGUUGA
Molecule: messenger RNA, 7620 nt
Organism: Lineus longissimus
Lineage: Eukaryota; Metazoa; Nemertea; Pilidiophora; Heteronemertea; Lineidae
Product: mucin-like protein
Exons: 28
Coding region: 604-5562 (1652 amino acids)
Biological process (GO): cell-matrix adhesion
Molecular function (GO): calcium ion binding
Source: RefSeq, a predicted model, not a curated record